Molecule: messenger RNA, 1959 nt
Organism: Octodon degus (degu)
Lineage: Eukaryota; Metazoa; Chordata; Mammalia; Rodentia; Octodontidae
Gene: Tmed4
Product: transmembrane p24 trafficking protein 4
Exons: 5
Coding region: 76-726 (216 amino acids)
Biological process (GO): positive regulation of canonical NF-kappaB signal transduction; endoplasmic reticulum to Golgi vesicle-mediated transport; intracellular protein transport
Cellular component (GO): COPII-coated ER to Golgi transport vesicle; endoplasmic reticulum; Golgi apparatus
Source: RefSeq, a predicted model, not a curated record
GCCGGGCGCGAGGGUGCGCAUGCGCUCGGGCGGCGGGGUGCGACGGCAGGUGUCCCGGCGGGCUGGCUGCUGGAGAUGUGGAGGCCGUUACUGCUGUUCGUUGCGCUGUGCGCCGCAGGCACCCGUGGCCUCUACUUCCACAUUGGCGAGACCGAGAAGCGCUGCUUCAUCGAGGAAAUUCCCGACGAGACCAUGGUCAUCGGCAACUACCGAACCCAGAUGUGGGACAAGCAGAAGGAGGCCUUCCUGCCCUCGACCCCCGGCCUGGGCAUGCACGUGGAGGUGAAGGACCCCGAUGGCAAGGUGGUCCUGUCCCGGCAGUACGGCUCCGAGGGCCGCUUCACGUUCACUUCUCACACGCCCGGCGAGCAUCAGAUCUGUCUGCACUCCAACUCCACCAGGAUGGCCCUCUUCGCUGGGGGCAAGCUGCGUGUGCACCUGGACAUCCAGGUCGGAGAGCACGCCAAUAAUUACCCGGAGAUUGCGGCUAAGGAUAAGCUGACUGAACUGCAGCUCCGUGCCCGCCAGCUGCUUGAUCAAGUGGAACAGAUUCAGAAAGAGCAGGAUUACCAGAGGUAUCGUGAAGAGCGUUUCCGUCUGACCAGUGAGAGCACCAACCAGAGGGUGCUGUGGUGGUCCAUCGCACAGACUGUCAUCCUCAUCCUCACUGGCAUAUGGCAGAUGCGUCACCUCAAGAGCUUCUUUGAGGCCAAGAAGCUGGUGUAGCACCCGCCCAUAUGACCCUUCUCUCUGCUUCAAUUAUUUGGUACUUUCUCACCUACUCCCUUAGCCAUCUGGCGUUUUGGUCGGGGGGAGAGGAAAAAGAAUAUAUCACCUUGGCACCAUGGCAACGAACCAGUCAGAGCAGAUACUUGUUUAAUUCUGGUUCUCAAGGACACAGAACACUGGUCCAGUCUUUCUGAAUCUGUUUUAGGACUUGUGGGAAUUGGAACUCAGCUAAGAUAAGUCUUGUUUCUUUUGCCUCCUUCUGUUCUCUAACAAAAUGAACAAAACCUUCUAUUUUCUCUUAUGUGUAAGCCCUGCCUCACUGUCCCCUGGCCAGUCCCGGGUUCCCUCAAUGGCUUUGUGAAUGUAAAUAAGGGGCAACUCUCAUCCCAGAGGAUUGAGAUGUUUUUCUAUAUAUUAGAACUAUUUUUUGAUAAAUGAUAUAUUUUCCUUCCUAGUUGAAAUAUUAUUGCCUGUAACUAGCAGAAAACACCAAUCCAGUCCUGUGUAUCGUUUAUUCACAUUUUUAAAAACUGCCAUGGCAGCUCUCAGGAUUCUACCACUCAGUGGGCCAGAAAGCAGUUGUCACAGCUGUUGUCAAGCCCACGUGACAUGGCUUCUCAGCCAAGCAAAGCUCUCUUGGACACCUGUAAUCCCAUCUCACAGGGUGUUGGCCGUAGAGGUAAGAUGGGGACAGAGCACACAUGAGCAGCACAUGUUGACCCUGCCUCUUCCCUAAGUCUCAUUUAAGCUCUGGUAAAUGUUUUUCCAAAGGAACCAGAUUUGGUUCUUUCUAUAGAUUUUUCUAGUGAAAUAAAAGUGUGUUAUAGUAGCGAUGUUUGAGAUGAGAUCAGAGAUUGUGGGCAGAGGGGUGACAAAAAGAAGCGGGAGGAUUUCUAACUGAGACUGCUGGUGUCCUGGGCAGACUGCAGUGUGGCCUUCUCCUUUGUGUCCAACUUGGCAGGCCCAUCUCCAGGGCCCAGGGACAGGCAAGGUAGUUACUUAACCAUUUUCCAAGGCUAGCCAAGUAGCACAUCAGCCAGGGACCCUGAGAUUAAGUACUUGCUUUCUUAGCCCCUGAAUCAUAUGCUUGAGUAACUUGAUACACCUCUCCAGACCUUCUGUAGAAAUUCAUAAGAUUAGUUGUCCCUUUGUGACAUCUUAUUUCAUGGUCUUAUAUAUUUAUUUGAAAUCCUAUUUAUUAAAUUACUUUAUCUGACUUACAGAACUAAA